CUGCCUUUCCCUGCGGGGUCCGCUCCUGACUUCCAGUCCGGGGGGGCGUAGUGCUGUGGGCCCCCGGCCCCUGGGCGCAGCCAGCGCCAGAGAGAGCGGGGCGAGCGCUGCCGCUCCCUGGACCCGCCUUGAUUUCUGGUUAGCCCCUCGCUCACCUGCCUCAGGUGGGCUUUGGAGCUCGUGCUUAGGUGCAGCCAGGAGGGUGGUAGUCAGGGCUUGGCGGCUGCAGGGGGUUUAGCAGGGCACCAGCAUCGCUUUAGGCAGGAGGCUCAUUGCAGUGGCAGUGUGUUCCCUAAUGUCAAGCAGCCUGGAUUCUAUUUCUGAUUUUGCUACUGGCUUGGGUAUCAUUCAAAUGAAAAGCCAAGGAGUUUGACGAAGGGGGUGUUCUCGCUUGUUUGGAUUCUGAACAUUAACCUGAACAGCUACAGUGUAAGAACUGUACUAGGAAGCACGGGAUGCAACCAACUCCCAGAGCUACUUAGAAACCUUUGACGUCUCUUUCCUAAUAGAUCAGCUGGAGGAAUCUCUAGAACUUGCCUGCUAGUGACAUUGUAAUGUAGUAACAUUUUACAUUACAAACCAUGCCAGCUCGCUGCGUAGUGGCCAGGUGUUCCAACACCACCCAAGAUGGUGUAUCCUUGUUCAAAUUUCCAAAAGACCCUCACGUUAGGAGCCUUUGGGACAGAUUUGUUCGGAUGAAGAGAGCAGACUGGAGAGGGGGACAUGACCGCUCGCUGAUCUGCUCCGCGCACUUCACGGACGAGUGCUUUGACAUUUCAAGCGUGACACAAAAAAAAUUAGAAUUUGGAAAGCGGUUGCUUCUAACCAAAAUAGCAGUUCCGACUCUGAACGUCUGCCCAAGCGUGAACGGGAACCCACAGUCCCCAUCAAAACCAAAAGGAAGAGGAGCCUUCCGGAAAAAAGUCUUCCAAGAGGCUGAUGAAUGGGAGGUGGAACCGCAGCCCCUGGCCAUCUUGCAGCCACUGGUCCUCCCUGAGCAAACGUCUGAAAAAGAACCAUCACCUCCAAGUACAGAGGCUUCCCUUCAGACUGUACUAGCCGCCGUCCAAGCUGUUGAGAGGAAAUUAGAUUCUUACGCCACGAGGUUGCUGGGUCUGGAAGGGAGAAUGUGGAUGGCUGAAAAAAAACUAAUAGGCUGUGAGAAAACUGUCGUGGAGUUUGGGAACCAGCUGGAGAGUAAAUGGGCCGUGCUGGGAACUCUGAUCCAGGAGUACGGGCUGCUGCAGAGGAGGCUGGAGAACAUGGAGAACCUGCUGAAGAACAGGAACUUCUGGAUCCUGAGACUGCCCCCAGGCACUAAUGGGGAGGUCCCCAAGGUGCCGGUGACAUUUGAUGACAUCUCGGUCUAUUUCAACGAGCAGGAAUGGAAAAGCUUGAAUGAAUGGCAGAAGGAGCUUUACAAAAACAUGAUGAAGAGGAAUUAUGAGACCCUGAUCUCACUGGACUAUGCUGUUUCUAAACCUGACAUCCUGUCCCGGAUAGAGCGAGGGGAGGAGCCAUAUAUCGGGGAUCCUCCGGACUCUGAAGAAAGGAAAAUCUCUAUUGAACCACGUGUCAACUCUCCCGUUGCUGCACCUGGCCGGUUGUGCCAGAUUGAACAAGGCGCAGAGCCGUGUGUUGGGGAACAGGGCGAUGCUAAGGAAAGAGGUGUCCCUGCAGACCCCAGCACAGUCUCCGGCUGUGAUGCUUUAUCAUGGAUUAAACGAGAGGAACAGUCUGGUGCUGAGAAUCAGGACCACAUUGGGGAAGGAGAGCUCUGUACAGACCCCAGUGCUGGACGCCCAGCUUCUGCAUGCGACGCUUCAUGCCGGAGGGACGUUGAGGAAGGGCCAAGUGUGCGGGAUAUGCAGGUGUUGGAGGAGAGGCGAAUCCAUACAGAGCUCUGCACAGAUGAGGUGAUUGUGGUUAAAACAGAGGUGCAGGAGCAUGAGGAAGAUCCUGAAGACCUGGAGCCGCAUGACAUGCUCCUGGGAAGUUCAGGGGAAAGUGUUUCGCAGAGUCUGGCUGCUACCACAGCCUGGGAGGGUCAGUGCGGCUCUGGAACGCCGCCAAGGAGCCCGGCAGGCAUUGUCCUGGGGGAGCCGACUCCACGUGGAAGAGAUUUCAGUGGCAUCAAGCCUCUCCUCGUCCAUCAGGCAAGCCACGCGGGAGGGAGGCCGUAUGUCACGUGUACUAAGGGUGGGAAGAGCUUCCAGCUGAAAGUGAGCUGUGGGAAACAGCACAGGAGCCGUGCCAGAGAGAGACCUUAUCAGUGCACCGAGUGUGCCAGGAGCUUCCGGUGCCAUUUGGAGUUCAUCCAACGCUAUGCGAGCCACACUGGGGAGAGGCCAUAUAGAUACGCCAGCUGUGAGCAGACCUGCAGUUGGAAGUGGUUCCUUCUGAAUCACCGACAAGUCCGGGUGGAGGAGAGGCCAUUCCAGUGCGUUGUGUGCAGGAAGAGCUUCCGGCUGAAGGGGAGUUUCCUCAGACACCAGCGGGGCCACGGGAAGGAGAAUCCCCAGGACUGCACGGAGCGCGGCAAGGGCUGCAGCUGCCACGCCGAACUCUGUGCGGGCCAGCACCGCCAGGCUGGGGGGAAGGCCGGCCAGUGCGCUGAGGGUGGGGAGACGUCCGCUCAGAAGCAGUGUCUGCCCAGUGGCCAGCGAGCCUGCUCUGGGGAGAGGCCGUUCCGAUGCACCAUCUGCGAGAAGACCUACAAGGUCAGGGCCAGCUUCCACAAGCACCUGCAGAGCCACGAGACCGGGACGCCCUGCAAGCGCGCAAAGUGCAGGGCUGACUUCCCAGGUACGACACUGCCACAGGGUCAGCAGAGGGCAGACCAGACCGAGCAGGCUUCCCCAGGGCAAAGACUGGAGACCGGGAAAGCACCAGGGAGUGGGAUGGGUGACUAGGUGGUAACUAGCAUGUUGCAUCCCGACCAGUUCGUCCCUGCGCUUGGUAGGCUGGAAAAACGCUCACAACCUCCUUCCGGCCUCGGGGCUGGAGGGUGGGUGGGGUGGGGCCCUCCUUGGCCAAUUGUAAAUGACUCUGUUGGGCAGCACUCAAGGGUGCUCCCCCAGCAUCUCAUCCUCCCGCAGGCUCCCUGGACAAACCCAUGAAGAGCGUCUGAUCUCUGCUCUGCACCAGCUGACUAAAGCAUGUGAGAUUCCAGUGCUUUGCUCACUUGAUGCUGCACGGGGAGGCAGGAUCUGCCAAAGGGCAGGUGGCGUAAAAGCCUGCUCUCUAGCUCACCAGAGCCUGAAGAAAUCUGCCUGCGUGAAAGGAUUAACUGCUGCAGUUCGGCAAAUACCUGGUACCUUCAUGGUAAAAACCUCGGAGUGCUGAGUCCGGAUCCUUCUUCCUAGGUCUGCCUGACUCCUCCCCUUCUCAGGAUCAUGCUCCCCCUGCACCCCUGGAGCGAUCUCCUUGUUCUCAUCUGCACAGAGCCAUUUCUCCUCUCCAAGCAACCCCUGUCCCUUCUUCCUCCUGCCAGUCAAUAAUGCCCACUCCCGAUCUGUUUUCCUGUGCCGCGUCUUAUCCUACUUCGCUGGUAAACUCUGGGCCUUGGGACAGUGUCCAAAUAGGUCUGUGCAGUGCUAUUUAUAUGUGGCACCUUGCUGGAUAAAUGACUUCUGAAGACAUCAGACCGAAUGUUCACAAGCUUGCCCCACAGUUCCCUGCGAGCUGGGCUGGCGGGGCAGCAUGUCUGGGUCCCGAUGAGCAGAGUCAGGGCUAGGCGUUUAGGUUAGAGUCAAUGGGGCUGAAAUCUCAUCAGUUGUUGCUGCAAGAUUUGUGUCCUAAUACCUGCUCUCCCAGUGGGAAGGUGUCGCCAUCCUGUAGCGCCGAAGCCCUUCUCUCACUGGCUCUCCUCCAAAAUAGGUUUCUUUUGGUCUGAGGUUCAGAGGAUAAUCUCAGCAUUAGGGCUGCGCCUGGCCUGUCCUUCUUGAGUUUUGUUUGUUUAGGGUUUUUUUUUUCUUGCAUCUCUCUGUGUGGGUUUUUAUAGGGACUUACGUUCUCACAUGUCUAAUGGCAGCUAAACCCCAUCGUCGCUCACUGGUGGGAAUGGCUGAUGAUCCUUCCCCACCAUGAAUGGUUUGUGGGGAAUAGUGGGCUGUUAUGAACACUGAGAAGCUGAACUUGGGUAGCGUCAACGAUUCUCCCGAUGAUGCUACGGUUUGGGAGCAGUUUGAUAAAUACUCUGAGCAUGGAAAUUCCAGGUUUGUGAAGUUACGGAAACGGCACAGUUUUUCUUAUGUAAAUGUGUAUUGCUUCUGAUACCGCUCCUCACCUUCCACUUCCACUCGCCCCGGUGUUUUAAUAACACCAGGUUACUUAUAUUCCCCUCUACUAUUGCUGGGUACCAUUUUGCUUUUGCUUUUUGUACCAUAUGAGGCUUAAUUUGGUUUUAUUACUGGUUGGGCUGUAUAUAGUCUGCAUCCAUUUCAAGACAGUUCGGAUCUGUUUACCAUGCAAAGCUCUCGUCUGCCUUUCUUCUGUACCUCUUUGUCUUGUAACCUAGGUGACAAAUCUGUCAUGUAACAUUGUCCAUCUGACAUUUAUUCUAAUAAAAAUAAUUGUAACAAAAAGUGAAA
This is a messenger RNA of Gopherus flavomarginatus (Mexican gopher tortoise), 4592 nucleotides long. Its product is annotated as zinc finger protein 282-like. Gene Ontology annotation, biological process: regulation of DNA-templated transcription. Lineage: Eukaryota; Metazoa; Chordata; Testudines; Testudinidae. The record is from RefSeq and is a predicted model, not a curated record. The transcript has 9 exons. Bases 582 to 2912 code for a protein of 776 amino acids.